Messenger RNA from Brachypodium distachyon (stiff brome), 1587 nucleotides. RefSeq names its product putative glucose-6-phosphate 1-epimerase. The transcript has 9 exons. The record is from RefSeq and is a predicted model, not a curated record. Gene Ontology annotation, biological process: carbohydrate metabolic process. Gene Ontology annotation, molecular function: isomerase activity; carbohydrate binding. The coding region runs from base 153 to 1136 and encodes 327 amino acids. Lineage: Eukaryota; Viridiplantae; Streptophyta; Magnoliopsida; Poales; Poaceae.
CGAUUUUAAUGCCCCUCCGCCUUUCUUCCACCAAAUAAACCCCAAAAAAGGUGAGUGAGCGAGUGUGAGCGAGCGAGAGGGCAGAGCGGCGCGAGGCGGAGGCUAGGGUUAGGGGUUUCCUCGCCGCCGUUUCCGUGCGGUCGUGCGGUGCGAUGGCCGCCGCGGCCGCUCCGCAGUCGCCGCAGCAGCAGCAGCAGCAACAGCCGUCGCCGCUCGUGGAGCGUGUCAAGACCGCCGCCGGCCUCGAAAAGUUGGUGCUACGCGGACAGCGCAACUGCUCCGUCGAGAUCUCUCUUUACGGAGGCCAAGUAACUUCGUGGAAGAAUGACUAUGGGGAGGAGUUGCUUUUUGUUAGCAGCAAGGCCAAUUUCAAACCUCCAAAACCUAUUCGUGGUGGAAUACCCAUUUGUUUUCCGCAAUUUGGAACUCAUGGAAAUCUUGAACAACAUGGAUUUGCAAGGAACCGGCUUUGGACAGUUGAUGACAAUCCACCCCCUUUACCAAUAAACCCUGCUAUUAAAGCUUUCGUUGAUCUUAUUCUGAAGCCUUCUGAAGAUGAUUUAAAGGUGUGGCCACACAGUUUUGAGUUCCGCUUGAGAAUCGCUCUUGGUCAGGGUGGAGAUUUGAGUCUGACAUCUCGAAUCAGGAACACCAAUACUGAUGGAAGACCUUUCUCUUAUACAUUUGCAUAUCACACGCACUUCUCUGUGUCCGACAUAAGUGAAGUGCGUGUUGAAGGGCUGGAAACAAUGGACUACCUUGACAAUAUAAAGGGAAAGGAGCGUUUCACAGAGCAAGGGGAUGCUAUUGUAUUUGAAUCAGAAGUUGAUAAGGUAUAUCUUGCUGCACCCUCAAAAGUUGCCAUUAUUGAUCAUGAGAAGAAAAGAACAUUUGUCGUGACAAAAGAAGGACUCCCAGAUGCUGUUGUUUGGAAUCCUUGGGACAAGAAGGCAAAAGCUAUGCAAGAUUUUGGGGAUGCAGAAUACAAGCACAUGCUCUGUGUGGAGCCUGCAGCUGUUGAAAAGCCUAUUACCCUCAAACCUGGUGAAGAGUGGAAAGGAAGACUUGCGCUCUCAGCUGUUCCUUCUAGCUACUGCAGCGGGCAGUUAGAUCCACAAAGGGUCCUUCAUGGUUAAAAAUUCUCACUUUCCACGUCUUGUACAGGAGCACCUCAUUGCCCUUACCUAUUUGAUGCUGGGCUGACUUUGGACGCCGCUCAACCUUUCUCCCUUGGUCGUUUUCAUCAUCCUCCAACUUCCAGUCUUUUUUUGUAUCUACGAGUGAGUAUUAUUAGGCUACUUUGGAAAUAACAGACCGUGCCAGCUGCUUUGGUCCUAGAGCAAGGUUACCUCGUGGGUGACGCAAUGAAUCAAUGAGCAAGUGUGCGCUGUAGUAGCUGCUUCGUAUGAUUCACUGGCCAUUACCGAGAAAUGUUACCUACUUGCCUUGUCGCGUAAUCUGUAGCAUAUUUUCUUAUCUUUCUGUUAACCCGUAGCUAUAUAUGUUUAGGACUACGCUGAUGCAGUGCUGCCUCCCCGAGUUGCUGGCGAGACAUAACAUGGAUAAAACAAUGAGACUUUUCACCCA